GCACCCUGAACAAUAUCAACAGCACCAUGAGCAACAUCAACAGCACCACGAACUACAUCAGCAGCGCUCCGAACACCAGCAACAGCACCCCGAACAAUAUCAACAGCACCGCAAAUACCAAUACUACAACUACCACAUCAAAAAAUCCAUGUAAGCGAGUAAAUUUUUAGUUAGUCUGAUCAAGAAAUCCACAAAAACUCUAGCAUUUAACUAGUUUUUCUGACUGAUGAUCGUUUAAGUCAAUCGAUUAGAAUCAUAAUAUAUGAGAGUUUGACAUUUCCAAACAGUCGAAGAAAAGUAUCUUCCUUUAAAAUCAAGAAGAGCUUUUAGGAAGGUAAAUUCAACGAGUCUAAGACCUACCGUGCUUACUUAUGAGUUCAAUUACGAUCGAAUUACAUCUCACUUAUGGUCGCACUGGGAUCGUUAUGUGACCCAUGAUCGAGGAAAAUUGUGACGUAGUUAUGCCUAUUAUAUUGAGAAUUUAUUAAAAUCUACAUCAUUAUGGACUAGCCUAUCAAAUAAACUUGGUCCUGAGUUAGUUCUCUUACUCUAAUUUUCCACAACUCAUUCAGCUGAUUUCUUUUUACGAUGACCACAUCAUAAAUCGAGAUAUAACGCAUAUAUUGUGUGAAACGGAACAUUCUUUAUCUUUUGAGAUUUCUGAAGACUUCGAGAAGUAUUUCAAUAACUGCUGUCUCGUUUAUAAUGUGAGAAUAUUGUAUUUUGAGGUGCACCGAAUGGUUUACGAUGGAAUACAACAGGCAUAACAGUACUUAGUUCAUCGCAACUGACGUCUGUUUGCGGUCUCUUUAUCGAUUCAAAUGAUACAUUAUAUACUGUGGAUGAGCAGUCGAAUCAGGUUUUGUGGAAAUUGCCAAAAAGUACAUCAACUGCUGUUCUCGUAGCUGGAGUAAUAAAAUCAGCUGGUUCCAGUACUAAUCAAUUCAAUUUUCCGCAAGAUGUUUAUGUAGAUUCACAAUCAAAUAUGUAUGUGACUGAUUAUUAUAAUAGUCGCGUCCAAAAAUUUGCGAAUCAAUCAACAAUUGGACAAACCAUUGCUGGAAUAUCUGGUUCAAGCGGCGUCUCACUCAAUCAAUUUAAUGGUCUUCGAUAUUUUACUUUCGAUCCAACAGAAACAUAUAUGUAUAUUACAGAUUAUAAUAACCAUCGUAUUAUGCGCUAUUUAACGAAUUCAACAACAGGAGAUAGCGGAACACUUGUUGCUGGUGGGAAUGGAGCCGGUAACAAUAAUAAUCAGUUGAAUUCUCCAUGGGGAAUCUAUUAUCUUCCAUCAGUAAGUAAUUAUAUGUAUAUAACAAACUAUGAUGGAAACACACUGAUGCGAUGGAUUCCCGGUGCUUCAUCAGGUGAGUUAAUAGCUGGUAUUUCAGGUUUAACAGGCUCCAGUUCGUCAUUGUUAAGUAAUCCGAUGGGCGUCAAAAUCGAUAUCUAUCAGAAUGUAUUUGUGGCCGACAGAAACAACAAUAGAGUACAAAUGUUUUGUCCUAAUAGUUCGAUAGGUAUUACAAUUGCUGGCAAUGUUGUAUCUGGUAGUGCAGCAACACAAUUGAAUGGACCAAGAGGCAUUGCAUUCGACUCAUCAAUGAACAUGUACAUUACCGAUUAUAGCAAUUAUCGAAUUCAAAAAUUUAAUAAACUUUAA
This is a messenger RNA of Adineta steineri, 1663 nucleotides long. The record is from the annotation of a GenBank genome assembly. Lineage: Eukaryota; Metazoa; Rotifera; Eurotatoria; Adinetida; Adinetidae.